This is a messenger RNA of Nilaparvata lugens (brown planthopper), 5949 nucleotides long. It is a transcript of the gene nAChRalpha4, whose product is annotated as acetylcholine receptor subunit alpha-like. The record is from RefSeq and is a predicted model, not a curated record. Gene Ontology annotation, molecular function: transmembrane signaling receptor activity; acetylcholine-gated monoatomic cation-selective channel activity. NCBI's taxonomy places the organism in Eukaryota, Metazoa, Arthropoda, Insecta, Hemiptera, Delphacidae. The transcript has 12 exons. The coding region runs from base 213 to 2000 and encodes 595 amino acids. Gene Ontology annotation, cellular component: neuron projection; postsynaptic membrane; synapse. Gene Ontology annotation, biological process: regulation of membrane potential; monoatomic ion transmembrane transport; chemical synaptic transmission.
AGUGCUCGUUCAGACCUCGUGGUGCGCGGUGCGCGGUUAUCUCGGUCUGCAAAACAACAAACAUUUCAAAAAAAAUAAUUUUCAGCCUGCCCUCCUCUUUCUGUUCAGAGAAACAUUUCCGAAAAAUUCCGCCCGCAUUAAACAUUUUAAAAACUAUUACGUUCCUCGCAUCCACUGCCCAGCGUUGAGCAGUGUAAGGGCGGUGACCCGGAAUGUCACUGGGCAGGGGGGGUGGCGGGGGCGCCGGCCCAUCCACGGGUGAGACGCUUCGCGCGUGGCUGCUGUCCGCCCUGGUGGUGCACGGCGCCGUCGCCGGCAACCCCGACGCCAAGCGGCUCUACGAUGACCUCCUCUCCAACUACAACAAGCUGGUGCGACCCGUCGUCAACACCACCGAUGUCCUGCGCGUCUGCAUCAAACUCAAACUCUCCCAGCUCAUCGAUGUCAACCUGAAGAACCAGAUAAUGACAACGAAUCUCUGGGUGGAGCAGUCGUGGUAUGAUUACAAGCUGCGGUGGGAGCCCAAAGAAUACGGUGGGGUUCAAAUGCUUCAUGUGCCUUCAGAUCAUAUUUGGAGACCCGACAUUGUACUUUACAAUAACGCUGACGGAAACUUCGAAGUGACGCUAGCGACGAAGGCGACCAUCUACUAUCAGGGCCUGGUCGAGUGGAAGCCACCCGCCAUUUACAAAUCGUCCUGUGAGAUUGAUGUUGAGUAUUUUCCUUUUGAUGAGCAGACGUGCGUUUUGAAAUUUGGUAGCUGGACCUACGACGGCUUCAAGGUUGACCUGAGGCAUAUGGACGAGAAGCAGGGCUCCAAUGUGGUGGAGGUCGGAGUUGAUCUGUCUGAGUUCUACAUGUCUGUUGAAUGGGACAUACUCGAAGUUCCGGCUGUGAGAAACGAGCGAUUCUACACGUGUUGUGAUGAGCCUUACCUGGACAUCACGUUCAAUAUCACGAUGCGUCGUAAGACACUGUUCUACACAGUCAACAUCAUCAUUCCCUGCAUGGGAAUCUCAUUCCUCACCGUCCUAACAUUUUACUUGCCUUCAGACAGCGGCGAAAAGGUGACACUGUCAAUAUCAAUCCUCAUUAGUCUUCACGUGUUCUUCCUCCUCGUCGUGGAAAUCAUACCUCCUACUUCAUUAGUUGUUCCUCUACUGGGCAAAUAUCUUAUAUUUGCUAUGAUAUUAGUAUCGAUAAGUAUAUGCGUUACGGUGGUCGUCCUGAACGUGCACUUCCGAUCACCGCAAACGCACAGAAUGGCGCCUUGGGUGAAGAGGGUCUUCAUUCACAUACUACCGCGGCUACUCGUCAUGCGGAGGCCUCAAUACCAGUUCGAGACAAAUAGAUUUAACACAAGUUUAAUGCGCACAAUGAGGACUGGAGGGGGCAAGGAGACGCAGAGCUGUUUCUACCCGUUCCAGACGAGUCAGAGUGAAGACGAGCUGGUGCACUCCAAGCACAAUGUGCUGCCAAGGUCAAGGACCAUCUCCAAGGAGGAUCUCUCACCUGGCAGCCUGGGCGGGCCGUUUGGCGGCAGUUGUCAGAUCCACGGGCCGGUGGCCCAGCAUGCAACAGUUGGCAGCCUGCUGUCUUCGGCGGCAGACGGCGACGAUGCAGAGUCUGAAGAGAUGACGUUGUCAGCCCUGACGGCGUCGCAGCACGAUGACGUCAUCAUUAAGAGUCCCGUCCUGCACAAUCCCGCCUUCUCACACUCCGGCUGUCCGCCUAUCAUGCACAAGUCUUGCUUCUGUGUGCGCUUCAUCGCCGAGCACACCAAAAUGCAGGAGGACUCCACCAAGGUAAAAGAAGACUGGAAGUAUGUGGCGAUGGUGUUGGACCGCCUGUUCCUGUGGAUCUUCACCCUGGCGGUGCUGGUUGGAACUGCGGGCAUCAUCCUGCAAGCGCCCACAUUAUACGACGACAGAAUACCCAUCGACAAAAAAUUCGCCGAUUUCGCAUCAGCAACCGUAGUGCGUUGCCCUCCUCCACAGUAGGCCUCCACAAUCUAAAACACGCACAAAACCAGUUGAACUGUUCCACAGUUGAACAAAAAACUCAGUUCGUACGUCCUUUCAAUUCAGCCAGCGUAAUCUGGAGAUUGAAUGAAUAAUUGAAUAAAUAAACUAGCCGUGUAUUUUCAGAACGGCCAAACCUUAUAAAUGUGACAUAAAACAGUAUUACAAUAUAUUAAUAAUAAGAAAACGUUUUAAAGCUAUUAUUAUACACACAAUAAAAAUCUGAAAGUUUAUCACGAUGAAUGGUUGUUGAAAAAUAAUGUUAACGUUUUUAUUGUGAAUGCAAUAAGUAAAUUAGGUAGGUGAUAGAUGAGUUGGGAGAUGAUUAAUUUCAGUUACCAAUAUUGUAUAAGUCGAAAGACUUUGACAUUUUUAAUGAGGACCACUGUUGUGAAAAUAUUGAAUAAAUUAUUAUAUUGUAUAGCUUUGAAAAGUUUGUAUGCAAGUAGAGAACUGAAUGUUGAUUGGAAACUGAUAAAAAUAUCCAAUGAGCUGAAAAUGUAUUUAUUAGGCAGUAUUACCAUUUCACCCAUGUGAUGUGUAUGGUAUAUUAUGUAUUACUUUCAAUCAUGACAAAAUUGAAUACCUUACUAAAUUUACAAUAUCGUCCAAUACUCAUCUUUCAGGAUAGUUUUAUCAAACUAUUAUUGGAUGGAAAAUCAUAUAAUUAGUGCCGCCGUAUCAAAGAUGUUGGUCAAGGUAACUUACAUGAUUCUACAUUUCCUUCUCAAGCCCACAUUGAAUUGGAUCUAUAUGAAUGCAUUUCUAAAUUAUUAUAUAAUUCGUUCAUUUUUAUAUCACUGCAUUAUUAUGGUUUCAUUCUUAUAUUUUUUCUCCAUAUUUUUUCUAUAUAAAUAUUGUAUUCCAAUAGUAAAACCGCCUCCAGAUCGUGAAGUGAUAAUAUAUUGUACGGUAGCUUCAAUACUUUCAGCACAAGCUUCUUCCUAUUGUUCAACUAUUUGUUGAAUUCUAUGCUAGAUUAUACUUGAAUAUUUAUUGUAUUUUCGGAAACUAAAAAAGAGCAAAUGGAAAUAUUGAGAGUACAGUAUAUUGAAUUAUUGUGUUGAUGAUUUCUCUUGUACCGUAUUGAUCAAGCUUUUUACUCACUUUUGUGAUAAAGUUGUUCAAAACAGUCACUUCGUUGGAACAUUCAUUUAUUUACAUAGUGAUAAUUCAUCUUGGAGUAGGAUUUAUGUGGAUUAUUAUUUAAUUUGGAUUUCCUAUAAUUAUCAUAUCUUUGAAACUGACACUGUAUUUUUGAUAAUUUUGAUCUAUUAUCCUUUUUUUGAACACUUUCAGAAUAUCUUGGUUAGUUCAACAUGAUAAAUAAGGAGUCUACCAUUUUUUUUUUAAUUGAUAAUUUCAUAUAAGGGUCAAACGAUAUUCAUUUCACAUUCUUUUAUUGAUUCAAUGAUACACUACCGGUAUUAUUUUUCAAAAUAAUUUGCUGGAGGAUCAACAGGCACAGCCCAAAACUGUUCCUCCCCCGAAUUUCGAUUCAUUAAAAUACGGUAGUCCAUGAAAUGGGAUACAGAAGAUAUUUCCAAGAUACUAGGCUACUAUAUUGAUGCUCGUUGAUAAUUUACAUAAGAAAUGAAAAAAAAUUUCAGUUUUUAUUGCUCAAUAGAAUGUAACUUGUAAUUGGAGAUUGAAGUGUAAAAUAUUGCUUAAUAUGAUGUUACUAUUAACAUAAUAAUUGAUAAAAUUAUAAUAUGGAUAUAAUAUAUAUAUUGUAUACUGUUAUUGUAUGGAAUUGAUGCGAAAAAAGAUAUAUCUCAAAUAAAAUAUGAAUGUUUCGUUGUUUAGUAUUUUUACAUGACCAUUCUGAUUGUGUGAUGCAUAAUAAAAGGUACUCGUAGUUGUAUGGUAUCAACUGAAACGUAUCAAUCAUUGCAUUGAUUUUUGACAAUUGAUUGAUUGAACUCAACUAAACCUCUAAAUCUCAUCCAUAUUUCACAAUUAUUCUCAUCUGCAUUAUUUUUCCAAGACUUGAGUUGAUUUUUUCAAAUAUUCUGAUUCUCAUUCAAUUGAAUUUUUCCUUGAAAGAAGUGAUCAUCUUGAUGGAUUUAUGCAAUAUUUUAAUGUUUUUUCCAUACAAUAUUAUAUUAUAAUGUCCAUCGUUAAUGAGUUAAUGUACCCUACCUACAAAUUCCCCUCUACAGUUAGGCCUAUGUCUCCAUUCAAAUACUUACAACUGUGAAUGAAUUUUUCCAGAAUUUAUCUUUCUGAUUAAAAGUUGAUAAUUUUUCAGAUCACACAUGAAAAUAAUUUCGCCUGGAAAUCCAGAAUGUGGAGCAUAGGGGUCAAAUAGCAGAAUGAUUCCAAUAAUCAAGCUCAACAAUAUAAAGGCCGAUAAAUAUUAAUACAUUAUUCACUCCAAAUUACAGCAUAUAUUUCACUACAAACACAUGUUUUCAUUUUUUAUUGGAAAUUUAUUUUUGACGUUAAUUCCAUAAUAAGUUACUUGGUGCAUCUUGAGUCAACUGAAAUUAUUGAAUAAACAAAUUAAACUUUCAGUUCUACAACACCAAAACCAUCAAUGAACCGGAAACUUCAAUGCCAUCAGUAUCGUAUUUCUGAAAAAUGUGUACCACAGUAUUGUCGAGCUACUGUAGAAUCGUGCUCUAAAAGUGAUGAAACUUGGAUUUUUGUCAACUCUAUCACUACUUAGAACACUGUCGGUAUUUUUUGUAAUACUAGCUUUUACAUAAUUUUGCUACUUUUGGCAUCCAAGAAUAUUUCCAUGAAAAGCUACAAUAUUUUGUGAUAGAAAAUAAAUUUAUAAUGUACCGUAUUUCUAUUGUGCAAUUUUGAAGUGUGUGAAUGGUUCAUUUUCAUGUUGAGAUACUCAAUUUAUGAAUUACUAAAACUGUUGAAUGGUGUGUUUAGUUUGCAGAAGAAGUCUUGAUAAUUCGUAUCGCAUUUUAGUUGUUGUAAGCUCUUCUAAAUAAUAUCAAACUGUUCAUCCUCUCAUCAAUUUGCCAUACCUGAUAUAAGGGAACUUCAUUUAAUGAAGGAUUCAAUUAAUCCACUAAUAGAAGUUUAUAUUACCUUAUUAUUGAAUAUUCUAUCAUAUUCAUUUUUGUAACUGUAUUCCAAGAUACUCUAGCAUUGAAUGCACAUACAGUCAAUCAAUUUGAUGGAUGAUGUUACAUGCUGAUGUAUAAGUGAAUGAGGUUUAGAAGAUUUCAAUCUUACAAAAAAAUGUGUUCCACAGAGCAUUAAUUUGAUAGUACGCCUCAAGGUCGGUAGAUAAUCAACAUACUAUGAGUGCACCCAACUCUAAUGACAAAAAAAAAUGCCGAGAGAUUUAUAGAAUUCUUCCGAUUCAAUUACUUCUUAUUCCAUAUCCAUUCUAAACAUUCUGAAUUGAAUUUGUGGUGAUUUCAGACUAAAAAUUCAAAUUUAAUAAAUUUUUUUCAAUAAUAAAAAGCUUUUUUCACGUGACUGUUUUCCUCAUACCGGGGUCUCUGAAUGAACUUUUUUAUUUUCCUAAGAAUACUAAAACGGAUUUAAACUAUCAUCUAUUGUUUUCAUGAUGAUAACAUUUUCAAAGAAUUAUCAAGACUCUUUUGAUUCAAUAAAAAAGCUUGAUAAAGAUCUAGUGAAUAGCAAAUGGUAGGUACAGUAAACUUUUACAGGAAUAGGAAAUAAAAUUUAAGUGUUAAAAAUGUUUCUAUUUCUAAUCAUGAAAAUAAAAAUAAUAUAUUAAUCAUAUGCGUCAUAACGAAUAAGCACAUAAAUGUUGAAUUUAAUAAAGGAAGUUGAUAAAAUUAUUGUCUAAAAAAACAAUAUUUAAAGGAUUGUACUGAAUGUUAUUUAUGGAAGCUGAGAGCACAACUCAAUUAUAUGGCAGAGUUCUAUUGUUUGAAAUUGUAGAUGAAAUAAAGGAAAAAUAAAAUGUUGGAAUAUUUAAUAUAUUAUGGAA